GUACAGCUUGGUGAAAACCAGAUUUUCAGUCAGAGCCGCCUCCAUGCGUUCUCACUGGUGAAGCGGAUCAUCCUCCAUCCCAGUUAUGACAAUGUCACUCACCAGGCCGAUAUCGCCCUUGUGGAGCUGAAGAAUCCAAUUGCAUUCACGGCCGCCAUCAGCCCCAUGGGUCUCCUUGACACCUCCAUCCAUGUGCCUGCUGGGGACGCCAGCUGGGUGACUGGCUGGGGGAACAUUUCCUCACAAAUGAAUUCUUCCCUAGCGGAGAUGCUGCAGGAGCUGGAGGUGCUCACCGUAGACACCGCGAUCUGCAAUGAUCACAUCUGGGAAGCAUUACAAAAGCCUGAGGGCGACAACCCCAUCAAAGAGGACAUGAUGUGUGCCGGGCCCAAAGAAGGCUAUAAAGGUUUUACUUGGGGUGAUGGUGGAGGACUCCUGGUGUGUAAGAAGGAUGGGACCUGGUACCUUGCUGGAUUGCGAGCUGGUUCCUGACAAUGACAGUGAAUGGGGUAACCACAGUUGUCCCUGGUUAUCCUGGGGUCUACAACCGUCUGAAUUCCCACAACGAUUGGAUCAAGGCGAACGUGCCUGGUGUGACUUUCACUUCAGACAGUGCUACUCCAACUGGGGAUGGUCCCUCUGCCACCAUCCUCAGGGUCUUUCUCCUCACUGUGUUUCUGUGACUGCCCCUGUGACUCCCCCUUCGUAGAUUGGGUCCCCAUCCCACACUAGCCCUUCCUCGCCCUUGGUGCAGAGAGACCAUGUCACCUGUGACACUAGACUCCAGUAAUCACACCCUAUACACUAUUGUAACA
Gopherus evgoodei (Goodes thornscrub tortoise) is the source of this 815-nucleotide messenger RNA. RefSeq names its product prostasin-like. The annotation marks the transcript as partial. Lineage: Eukaryota; Metazoa; Chordata; Testudines; Testudinidae. Gene Ontology annotation, biological process: proteolysis. Gene Ontology annotation, molecular function: serine-type endopeptidase activity. The transcript has 3 exons. The record is from RefSeq and is a predicted model, not a curated record.